This is a messenger RNA of Schistocerca serialis cubense, 2666 nucleotides long. RefSeq names its product zinc finger protein 239-like. Lineage: Eukaryota; Metazoa; Arthropoda; Insecta; Orthoptera; Acrididae. The record is from RefSeq and is a predicted model, not a curated record. The transcript is spliced from 2 exons. The coding region runs from base 253 to 2370 and encodes 705 amino acids. Gene Ontology annotation, molecular function: protein dimerization activity.
AUGAGUUAUAUAUAUAUAUUAAGUUUUGGAUUUUAUCUUAUAUUUAUCCUUUUUAUUCCUAACAGAAGAGUAGAUCAAUUAAGUUGGUUUCAUUUACCUGUAGUCAGGUGACCAUGUUGAUAGACAUUAAGGUGUACUACCUGAAUUUAAUCAGUUCCAUAAAAGACAGUGUGUGUUUGAAGUUGAUUUGGUGCUGUGUGGGUGACAGUAUGGACACGAAACAGUGAAUCGGAUUUUGUGUGCAGGGUCAAGAUGAACUCUGUUGAAUCUAUUUUAAGAGCUAACCGAAAACUAAAUUACCAGGAUAAGUUAGCUGCAAAGGAACUAGGGCCCCCUAGACCAGAUCUCUUGAUUGAGAAUGUGACAAAAUCAGUUAAGCGUGACUACAAGCGAACAUUUAACAAAGAAUUGUAUGAUAAGCAUAAGUGGCUGUGUGGGUGCAACUUAAGACAGGCACUGUAUUGUUUCCCAUGUCUGAUUUUCAGCCCAGAAGUCAAUUCGUGGACCAAUAAAGGUGUUAGAGAUCUUGUACAUUUGUCUGAAAAAAUAAAAAAGCGUGAAAAAUCCCAUGUACACAAAAAUGCAAACAUUGAACUCUCAGUUCUUGGUAAAGUGAACAUCAGUACUCAGCUUGACAGUGUAUACAGAGAGUCUGUCAGGAAACAUAAUGAGCAAGUGGACAGGAAUAGACAUAUCCUCUCCAGGUUAAUAGACUGCAUAAAAUUUUGUGGGGCAUUUGAGUUAGCUUUACGUGGUCAUGAUGAAAGGGAAGAUCCAGAAAACCCAGGAGUCUUCCGUGGGCUUGUAAAUUUAGUAAGUGCUAUUGAUGGCUCAAUGAAGGAGCACUUAGAAACAGCAACUGUAUUUAAAGGUACAUCCAGAACAGUUCAAAAUGAGCUUCUGGAUUGUAUGCUAAGUGUAUGCAGAGAAAUUAUAACUCAAGAAAUUUUAAAUGCGCAUUAUUUGGCUAUAAUGGCAGACGAAACAACAGAUGUGUCCACCAUGCAACAGUUGGUGAUUGUGUAUAGAUACGAACUUAAUGGCUCUGUUGUGGAGAGGUUUUGGGGCUUCUUUAACCCUGACACACAGGAUGCUGAGACGCUAUUUAAGGUGAUAAAGUCUGAAUUGCAAAAGCAUGCAGAUGGAAAGAAGGAAAAAGUGAUCGCACAAUGCUAUGAUGGUGCUGCUGUUAUGAGUGGAGGCAUCAAUGGUGUUCAGGCAAGGAUUAAGCAGAUGUAUCCAAGGGCUUAUUACAUUCACUGCUACGCUCAUCAACUUAAUCCGGUUUUGCAAAAAGCUGCAUCUGUAAACAAAUCUGCUAGAAUAUUUUUUUCUAAUCUCUCAGGCUUUCCAGCUUUUUUCUCCCGGUCGUCACACGGAACAUGUGUGCUAGACAGAGUUGUGCAAACUAGUCUACCACGGAUAGCAGCUACAAGAUUGGUGUUUAACAUUCAGACAGUCAACACAAUUAGAGAGAACAAGGAAAGUAUGAUAGAGUGUUUAGGAGAAAUUACCCUCUCUGAUCGUGUAGAUGACAAAACCAGACGAGAAAGUUAUGGCCUCCUCUCCAAUUUGAAAAAUCCUGAGUUCUUGUUUUGGCUAGAAUUUUUUCAUAGGAUCAUGCCACAUGCAGAUAUACUCUUCAGGAAACUACAACAACAGAAUGUUGAAGCGAUAACUGCUAGACAAUACUUAUUGGAGUUUGAAGAUGUAAUUACAAGAAUAAGAAAUACUGCCAUUGAAGAAAUUUCAUUUGCCACUGAAGAAAUUUCGUCAUCGUGUGAAGAACAAAUUCAGAAGAAAAGAAAAUCAGAAACCAAAGUAGAAAAUGCGAAGGAAGUUUGUGAUGCCAUAAUAAGUCAUAUGAAUGAAAGAUUUUCAUUCACUGAUCACCUUGUGGCAUCAAAAUUGUUAGAUGUGAGCUCAUUUUCUCUGUUUUCGACAAAUUUUCCUGAGAGAGAACUUGAUAUUACUGUUGAAAUGUACCCAUGGUUAUCGAAGGUGCAGCUGAGAACAGAGCUAGAAGUACUCUAUAGUAGAAAAGACUUCCAACGCGCAGGUGGUGCUGUUGCAAUUCUACAGCUUCUAUUAGACAACAAAUUGGAUCUAGACACUUUUCCGCAGUUAUGUGAACUAAUGAGGAUAAUUAUAACUACUCCUCUUACAACAGUUGAACCUGAACGUUGUUUCUCAACAAUGAAAAGGAUAAAAACCUUUCUUCGAAACACAGUGACAGAGAACAGGCUUUCGGCAUUGGCAAUGCUCACAAUUGAGAAAAAGUUUGUUAAUCAUACUAAAGACUUCAAUCAUAGAGUGAUUGAGACAUUUGCUCGAUUAGAAAACAGACGCAUGGAUUUUCUUUAUAAAUAGGCAAUGUCAGUCAUGCUGCAGUGUAGUUUUCUCUGUUUAAUAUAUACCUACAGUACAGUGUAAUGUGUAUUAAUAUUAACUUUUGUGUGGACUAUACGGAAGAAUAGGACAUUUCGUAAGAAGAGGUUAUGCCUGUUCCCUGAUUCAGAAACUGAGAUUUGGUGUGUGGAAAAGCUGUUACAAGAAGCGCUGAUUCUCCUGCAAGUGAUAUCCCCCCCGUCUGCCAAGAAUGUGAGGAGAAAGCAUUUUCACAUUGCCUUGCUUUGUCGUGGCAUGCUCAUAUGCAGACACAGAAU